GAACAAGAUUACAGUACAUCCUACCUCGACGACUAUUUAUCGAACUGUCCUUACUGCCCAGAGGUAUAAAGUAUUUAUUGCUCAACUUAUCUCAUAUUUAUGUCUUUACCUAACGUAUUCCUAUAAAUGUCUGUUUGUCAUUUAUCAAGAUGAAUUGUUUUAAUUUUUGUCCCUGAAAGUGUAUAAUGUGAUGAUUUUAACUGAUAUGUCGAGCUGAGUUCUCCCGUCGAGAUAGGUUUCGCCGUGUUUUUUAAAGCUGGCGAAUCACUCGAAACCCUUCUUUGGCCGUUUUUAGCUACAGUUUCCAUUCAGUGAAAGUCUUUAUUAGUCAUCGCUAGAUAUCUACAGUUAGCUGAUUAGUGAAUUGGCACAAAUAUCUGUUUGUGCGAGUGGUAUUCAAACGGCAGCUUGCGGUCAAUAUGAGGUGAACUGGACCCUGGUGUAUGGCAAGCUGUUUUAACAUAAUAUUGACUUCACAGAUCUACGUUGCAGGGAGUACAGUGAAGUAAACUUUAGCAAACAUAUCAUCCAAGCACAGGAGUGUCUUUCCAAUCCACUGGGAUCCUGACCUCUUGGGUGUUUUUGUCUAUUCAGCUGGAACAAAGAUGGAAAGAAAGUGGGAAGACAUUUUCUUCUAUCUUUCCCAACGAUCCUUCCCAGAGGAGUUUCGGAAAGCUCAGAAGCAAAACCUCAGGAGAUAUGCCGCCAAAUUCACAUUGAAGGAAGGAGAACUUUACUUUGGAAACAGAAAGGUUGUUAAGACCAAGGAGGAGGCAAAGGAACUUUUUAAAGAGUUUCACAUUUCUCCAACUGGUUCUCACAUGGGAAUUGUGAAAACAAGGUCGGCUAUGUGCACCAAGUUUUACUGGCAUGGCAUGUCUGUGGAUGUGGACAAAUGGGUUGCAGAGUGUGAUAACUGCCAAAGGGUUGGCAGACCUUUGGCUUAUGGUCGGAAACGCAAAUAUGUUAAGCGUUCCCUUGUCCUGAAAUUCAUAAUGGCACAGAGCAUUUUAUUGGAGGUGUGCGUGGAUUCCGUGGAGUCUGCUGUCAAUGCUGAGCGAGGAGGUGCUGGUCGACUGGAGUUGUGUUCAAGUCUUAUAGAGGGAGGUCUCACUCCCAGUCUCGGUCUUCUACAGGUGGUAAAGCAGUAUAUCAAAAUUCCGAUCUACGUAAUGAUACGGCCUCGAGGUGGGGACUUCCUUUAUUCUGACCAAGAAGUGGAGGUGAUGAAGAAGGACAUCGAGCUGAUGAAGACGCAGGGAGCAGAUGGCGUUGUGGUAGGCGCCUUGACAGAGACUGGAGGGGUGGAUGCAGGUCUCUGCAUGGAGCUGAUAGCUGCUGCUCGUCCUCUGCCUGUGACCUUCCAUCGAGCUUUUGACAUGGCCUAUGACCCAGCAGUUGCUCUGGAGACUCUGAUAUCGUUAGGAUUCGAGAGGGUGCUGACGAGUGGCUGCGACAGCUCGGCUUUGGAGGGGCUGCCCGUUAUUAAACGGCUCAUUGAUCAAGCCAAAGGGAGGAUAAUUGUAAUGCCAGGUGGUGGUAUUACAGAGAGGAACCUGCAGAGAAUACUGGAGGGUUCUGGAGCUGAGGAGUUUCACUGCUCGGCUCGCUCCAGCAGAGACUCGGCAAUGAAAUUCAGGAACACCUGUGUAACAAUGGGAGCUACGAUGUCAGCGCCUGAGUACGGCCUGAAGGUGGCAGAUGCCAGCAAAGUCCGGAGUCUGAACGCAAUCGCCAAAAAUACCUUGUGAUACCUCAAAAAGAUGUUUUUUUCAUACAUUCAUUUUCAAAAGGCCUCAGUGUUCGUUUUCUUUAAUCAGAGCAUUAACGUUUAAACAGUCUGUUUAUUUUUGCAGCUCAGGGAGAACACUACUGUCUUACAUGCUGUUAAUGAAGGUUUAUUACUGAACAAAAAGCUGUGGAUCAUUCACAGGUGUGUUUGUCCGUGUACUUCUGAGGUGCAGAACACAAAAGGAACAGCAUUUCACACAACAUUGUGGGAAAACUUGAAAAAACAUUUAAAAAACAGAGUCAUAAAACUACAAAAGGAUAUAAAACAGUUGAACAAUUCAAAGAAUAAAACAAAGAAACAAAUUCACAAUGAAAGUACAUUCAGUGCAAUGUUAUAAUUGUUUUGUUUCCUUAGCUGUGUUCUUUUCUGUUUUGGAUUUUUCAUUUAGCUGUUUUCUUCUGCUACCAUUGUGUUUUGCAUAUUUUAAUUGAGCCAUUUUUGAGCUAAGAUGUGUGGAGAGUUUUAAAAUUUUGGGUUUGAUUUGUAAAGUAAUAAAUAUGAUUAGAUCUCUGGAUCUGAGAAAAAAAAGUUAUUCUUUUAAUCUGGUUUAUUUAUAUAGCGACAAUUAACAACAUGCCAAUUUAAGGCACUUUACAAAAUAAGCAAAUUCAGUCCUGUCAGACAUAUUUAAAGUCAAGUACAUACAUUCAAGUUGAUCGCAGUUCUCAAAAAAACCAAUCAAGCUUUUGGUUUUGUUCACAAGUGGAGGGAGAAGAUGAAGCCUUUAUGUUAUUGGAACUAAGAUGCUGAUUUGUAAAAAGAAAAUUGUUUGCUUUUUUUGUUUCAAGUGUGCACUGACUUUCACAAAGUUGCAACUUACAUUUACACACCUUUGCAUACAUUCAAUAAACAGUUUAUACUGUG
Xiphophorus couchianus (Monterrey platyfish) is the source of this 2656-nucleotide messenger RNA. It is a transcript of the gene cutc, whose product is annotated as cutC copper transporter homolog (E. coli). Gene Ontology annotation, molecular function: copper ion binding. The transcript has 13 exons. Lineage: Eukaryota; Metazoa; Chordata; Actinopteri; Cyprinodontiformes; Poeciliidae. Bases 606 to 1751 code for a protein of 381 amino acids. The record is from RefSeq and is a predicted model, not a curated record.